ACGUGCAAUCGAGGAGUCGUCUCACCGUCGAAUCGAUCUCUCCCCGUGGUUUCCGGGUACUCGAGUCUCCCCUCCCUCUCUCCCUUCGGUUCCUCUCCGAGAUCUUCCGUUCAAUACAAAGUGUAAACAUUGCGGAUUAGGAGCGUAGGAACGAUGGGGCUCACCUUCACGAAGCUGUUCAGCCGGCUCUUUGCGAAGAAGGAGAUGAGGAUCUUGAUGGUGGGUCUUGACGCUGCGGGUAAGACGACCAUCCUCUACAAGCUCAAGCUCGGAGAAAUUGUCACCACCAUUCCAACCAUCGGGUUCAAUGUGGAGACUGUGGAGUACAAAAAUAUUAGCUUUACCGUUUGGGAUGUUGGUGGUCAGGACAAGAUCAGACCUCUCUGGAGGCAUUACUUCCAGAACACACAGGGCCUUAUUUUUGUGGUUGACAGCAACGACAGAGAUCGAAUUGUUGAAGCAAAGGAUGAGCUUCACAGAAUGCUUAACGAGGAUGAGUUGCGGGACGCUGUUUUGCUUGUUUUUGCAAACAAACAAGAUCUUCCAAAUGCAAUGAAUGCUGCUGAAAUCACCGACAAGCUUGGUCUGCAUUCCUUGCGCCAGCGACACUGGUACAUCCAGAGCACUUGCGCUACCUCUGGUGAGGGUUUGUAUGAGGGGCUUGAUUGGCUCUCGAACAACAUUGCCAGCAAGGCUUAAAUGGCCAGGAAGUGCUUAAUUUAAAUAUUCUUACUUCGUGCCAGUUUGAUUGCUUUUGGGACAUGAGAGGUAACAGAAUUUUAGUGUAAUUUAUAUGGAUUGUAUUACCUCAGCUUUUUGCAUUUUAAGACAUCAGAUUUCAUGUAUUCAGAAAUUAGAUGUGUUAGCUGUCUGCUUGCUGCCUGUGAUUCUAGUUCAUUUACAAACAGAUGAUUUGUGAAUUGAGUUCAUCA
This is a messenger RNA of Musa acuminata subsp. malaccensis (wild Malaysian banana), 932 nucleotides long. RefSeq names its product ADP-ribosylation factor 1. Lineage: Eukaryota; Viridiplantae; Streptophyta; Magnoliopsida; Zingiberales; Musaceae. The record is from RefSeq and is a predicted model, not a curated record. Gene Ontology annotation, molecular function: GTP binding; GTPase activity. Gene Ontology annotation, biological process: intracellular protein transport; vesicle-mediated transport. Gene Ontology annotation, cellular component: cytoplasm.